This is a messenger RNA of Culex quinquefasciatus (southern house mosquito), 2273 nucleotides long. Its product is annotated as mucin-2. The record is from RefSeq and is a predicted model, not a curated record. Lineage: Eukaryota; Metazoa; Arthropoda; Insecta; Diptera; Culicidae. The transcript has 3 exons. Bases 359 to 1984 code for a protein of 541 amino acids.
UGAAUUUUCACCGGACAACGGGCGACGACAACAAGCUCCUGUGUCCGUCGUAAAGCGAGUGCGUGCGAGUGUGUGUGCUCAUCACUGCCAAAUUUUGUGGGAAAAUUUCGUUUUGUGUGUUCGUCGUGGCAUGCUUUGUGAAGUAUAUUUGGGGACCUUUUUGGAGUGAAGACAUUGGAGGGUGUGGUGGACGAUUGCCUUCCACGUGGUUUGGCCAGGUGGGUCGCUGAAGAGACCGUUUCAAAACCGGAACUAGUCGUGAUUAGUGGGCCAAGGAGUGCAACAGCAAGUGCGAUUCUGACUGAAUAUUACGCAAGGAUAUCGUUAUCUCGGAAGUUGGUGGCAGGAAGAUAUUAAAAUGAAUCUUCUGCUACUGAUAGCCACGACGCUGCUGGCAGUCUGUCGAGCUGACAUUCCGUUGCUGGAACUCGGACUAGACCCGGAUGCGCAGCAGUUCCAAAACGUAGUCGAAGCGAGUGAAUCUGAGAAUGUGUUUGCUGGAUAUUCCAAGGAAAAACCGAUCGUGCCCUUCCCGGAAGCUUCGAACCAAUGUGAAGGUGGCCCGGAUGUCUGCGGAUACACCUACGAUAAACCAGCCUGCCCUUGGGAAGUAAAAACUGAAUACAUUACGAGCACUGCAACGCGGGUGCAGACCGAAACCGAAACCAAGAUCCAGACGCAAACCGUAACGCAGACCAUACCGACGACUGUCACCGAGACGUCAACCAGCGUUACGCGAUUCUGUGGGACAACCAACACGUACCUGCCUCCGGUGGAGGAAGUCACCACCACGGUUCGUCCGAAUGCUGUGACCAAAACCACAACGCUUCCACCAACUACAACCACGAUCACCUCUCGAGGACCUCCGAGUACCACUGUCCGCACGAUCACUCCUACCACAACCGUUGUAAUCAGUCAAACUCCUUUCGUUACGAAUACUCGCACGAUCACCCCGACUGUUACAAGCAUCUUCACCGCUAGCAGUACCUCGAUCACCCGAACCAUCACCCCAACCUCGACAUAUCUGAGCUACCUCGCGUCCGUUUCCAUUACCAGAACCAUAACUCCCACCUACACCGAUCUUGUCUACCUUGACUCCGUUACUGUAACGCGAACAGUAACACCCACUUCAACCAACAUCCAGUACCUACCAUCGGUGACCGUCAACCGAACCGUAACACCAACCUCAACCAGCUUGUUCUAUCUGCCGUCAGUCACAGUCAACCGAACCGUAACCCCGACCAGCACCAACAUCUUCUACGAGCAGGCAGCUACCGUAAACCGAACUGUAACGCCCACCUCCACUAACGUUUUCUACGAUGCUUCAGUAACCGUGAACCGCACCGUUACGCCAACGUCCACUCGACUCACCUACCUGGACUCGGUAACGAUAGACAGGACAGUAACCCCCACCUCAACCCGACUGAUCACCCUGGACUCGACCAACACCCAAACCCGAACGAUCACCCCAACCUUCGUGGUGCAAGAAACGGCUGACACGCGAACCGUUACUAGGACCAUCACCCCUUCGUUUGUCGUUCAAACGUCGGUCCCCACGAGCACCAUCACGCGCACCCUGACGCCAUCGAGUGUCCUGACCACAACGGCCGCCACCACCAACACCAUAACCCGCACCGUAACGCCACAAGCCACCAGCACCACCACCAUCAAAGCUCCCGUGCAAACCGUAACGGUCCGCGAUAAGACCACCGUAACGGUCGUGCCCACCGUGACGUCCACUCCGACGUUGACUCAAACUGUGUGCAAACCGGCCAACACGUACCUGCCGGAUGCGGACGCACCCGUAACGCGCACCCGCACCGAAACCGUUACCCAAAUCCUCACCGAAACGGUCAUCCAGUGUACGCCGACCAACGCGUACCUUCCGGUGCAACAAACUGCCGCCAGCUACAAACGAUCGCCACAACUUCAACGAGAUAUUCUACCCCCAGAAGACGACAACCGAAUCAAUCUUCUGCUGUAAUAACGAGUCCCUAUAGUCCCCACGUAUGAACAGGAAAUACUCAUCUGAAGAGACGAGUAACGAUGCUCUUCUCCGAUUCGGGCGAAGUUUGCCGCCAUUUUAACCCUUUUGAUCAAGUCGUCAAAAUUACCAAAAAAAACCUAUAUCAACCUCCCGAGCCAACUUCACCCACCUCCUCCGUUCUUUCUUCGGUUGUUCACUAGAAUAAUAAUACUCAAAACGUCGUCGUCGUCCCACAUGGUUGAUACAAAGUUCAAUGCUGUGUUAGCAAUAGUAUUUUAAAACGAAA